Messenger RNA from Euleptes europaea (tarantolino), 1614 nucleotides. RefSeq names its product zinc finger protein 420-like. The record is from RefSeq and is a predicted model, not a curated record. NCBI's taxonomy places the organism in Eukaryota, Metazoa, Chordata, Lepidosauria, Squamata, Sphaerodactylidae. The transcript is spliced from 2 exons. The coding region runs from base 1 to 1614 and encodes 537 amino acids.
AUGAAUGCUGUACUUUUCAGGGUGCUGAAUCCCAUGUGUGCAAUACAGGCGGAAGAAAUAACUCAGGGAGACCUUCCUGACAAUCAGCACUUCCACACAGGGGAGGCACAUAAAUGCCUGGUAUGUGGAAAGAGCUUUGCUCAGAGUUCACAACUUACUGUCCAUCAACAAAUCCAUAAUGGGGAGAAACCAUAUAAAUGCUUGCAGUGCAGAAAGAGCUUUGCUCAGAGUUCAGAGCUUACUAAACAUCAACAUAUCCAUACUGGUGAGAAACCAUAUAAAUGCCUUGAUUGUGGAAAGAGCUUUCUUCGGAGUCAAGAGCUUAGUGCCCAUCGACGUCUCCACACCGGGGAGAAACCAUAUAAAUGUUUGGAGUGUGAAAAGAGCUUUGCUCGGAGUACAGAUCUUAGGUCCCAUCAACGUAUCCAUACUGGAGAGAAACCAUAUAAAUGCUUGGAGUGUGGGAAGAGCUUUGCCCGAAGUGACAGCCUAACUAUUCAUCGUCGAAUCCACUCAGGUGAGAAACCACAUAAUUGUCUGGAUUGUGGAAAGGGCUUUGCUCGGAGUGACAACCUAGCUGCUCAUCGCCGAAUCCAUACUGGGGAGAAACCAUAUAAAUGCUUGGAUUGUGGAAAGUGCUUUGCUCAGCGUUCACAGCGUCUUGUCCAUCGACGUAUCCACACUGGGGAGAAACCAUAUAAAUGCCUAGAAUGUGGAAUUAGCUUUGCUCGGAUUGGCAACCUAAGUGCUCAUCGACGAAUCCACACUGGGGAGAAACCAUAUAAAUGCUUGGAGUGUGGAAAGAGCUUUGCCCAUAAUACACACCUUACUGGUCAUCAGCGUAUCCACACUGGGGAUAAACCACAUAAAUGCUUAGAGUGUGGGAAAAGCUUUGCUUGGAGUAGAGAUCUUAGUGCCCAUCAACGUUUCCACACUGGGGAGAAACCAUACAAAUGCUUGCACUGUGGAAAGAGUUUUUCACAGAGUUCACAACUUGUUAUCCAUCAACGUAUCCACACUGGGGAGAAACCAUAUAAAUGCUUGGAGUGUGGAAAAAGCUUUGGUCGUCAUUCACAGUAUAUUCUCCAUCAACGUAUCCAUACUGGGGAAAAACCCUAUAAAUGCCCGGAAUGUGGAAUGAGUUUUGCUUGGAGUGGCAACCUAGGUGCUCAUCGACGAAUCCACACAGGGGAGAAACCAUAUAAAUGUUUGGAGUGUGGAAAGAGCUUUGCUCAUAAAACAUACCUUAUUGCUCAUCAGCAUAUCCACACUGGGGAUGAACCACAUAAAUGCUUGGAGUGUGGAAAGAGAUUUGCUUGGAGUAGAGAUCUUAGGGCCCAUCAACAUAUCCACACUGGGGAGAAACCAUACAAAUGCUUGCAAUGUGGAAAGAGUUUUGCUCAUAGUACAGAGCUUCUUGUCCAUCAUGGUAUCCACACUGGGGAGAGACCCUAUAAAUGCCUGGAAUGUGGAAAGGGCUUUGCUCGGAGUGGCAACCUAGCUGCUCAUCGACGAAUCCACACUGGGGAGAAACCCUAUAGAUGCCUGGAAUGUGGAAAGAGUUUUGCUCGGAGUUCGAACCUAACUGUUCAUCUACGAAUCCACGCUGGGUGA